Messenger RNA from Penicillium mononematosum, 1392 nucleotides. RefSeq lists its product as uncharacterized. Lineage: Eukaryota; Fungi; Ascomycota; Eurotiomycetes; Eurotiales; Aspergillaceae. Gene Ontology annotation, cellular component: Smc5-Smc6 complex; nucleus. Gene Ontology annotation, biological process: DNA repair. The record is from RefSeq and is a predicted model, not a curated record. The transcript has 3 exons. The coding region runs from base 1 to 1392 and encodes 463 amino acids.
AUGGCACCUCUCAUUCACACACACCUGGAUGAAGCAAACACCCCAGGUUCCCGCCCAACAUCAACAUCAUCAACCGACACAUUUACUUCCGAUAAAGAAAAUCGUCGCCAAAGUAUCAAUAAAAGAACUACUGCUGUGAUGCCACCGCCUGCACAGGGUAAACGACGGCGGCUAGCCGACCGCCCUUCGAAUGUCCAGUCGGGCCAAUCUACGCAAUCUGCCCGAUCUGCUCAGUCUGCCCGAUCUGCGCAGUCGCAAGCAUCGUCUCAGCGAACCAGCAGCGACACGCGAUACUAUGACCCUGAUCAGGAUCCAGAAGAACGGAGAAGUGUCCGCAGAGGACUUAGAGACCUGGGCAGGGAACUGAAUGAUACACGAGGCGAGCUCAUGCAGCCUGGAAACAAUGGUAUCCUCAACAUUGUCGAACAAGCCAAUCAAUUCUACGCCAAAGUGAAGCAGACCGCAGAUGCCACGCUCGAUUCGCGCAUCCUCGUUAACACCGCCGAUUUAACCCACAAAAAAGCCACCCAGCUCGCUCUCGGUGACACCUCUGCCGGUAUCGAUGUAGACGAGUUCGUCUCCAAGUGUGUAUCAUUCAUGCGCCGCGGACCAAACAAUGCGACCGCUUCAACAAAUGGGACACAGGGACGCAGAGGGCGCCUCGGUCGAAGCCAAAGAGAUCCCGAUGCUAGUGACGAAGACGAUGGCGAUGCGAUGAACUGGGACACGCUUGGUCGAUCUGCCUGCUUUCCUAGCAAUGCUCGCCCUGCCGUGUCUGGAUGGCUGCUGGGGCCGCUGUCAGUACAGAAGCGUACGCGGCAAUUGACACAGCGAAGAGCACAAGAGCAGAUUAAUCCCGAGCAAGCCGUGGCGCCCCGAGAAAUGGCACAGCAGGAUCUUGCCGGACAGGACAGCACAAAUUUGACCCAGAUCUGUUCUGAGAUAAACAAGCUGCUCGCGGAAACCCAGGAAGCUGGUGAGUAUAGUGCCACGAAAGAGCUUGAAAGCCGAGCAGAUCUUACUCCAGAGAAGGUGCAAGAAAUCAUGGCUAAGCACAAAGUGGCGGACAACGGCGGAAUCCCCUUGUUUCGCUUCUGUAUCAAUCCGAAAUCUUUCGGGCAAAGCGUGGAAAACUUGUUCUACGUGAGUUUCCUUGUGCGAGACGGCACGGUGGGUGUAUCAACAGAUAGUCGGGAUUUGCCGACCCUGCAUGCAGCUGCGCCAUUCGCCCCCAGUGAAGCCCAGAAAAAGGGCGUACAAAAGCACCAGGCGGUCUUUAGCCUGGACUAUGAAACGUGGUCCGAACUUAUCGAGGUGUUCAAGAUUGAAAAGUCUAUCAUCCCCCACCGCAAAGAGGAAGAGCAAGCGACUAGCACAAGUUGGUAUGCCUGA